AUGCGAUUUCGGCGCCUGACCCCUGGCUACUUCCGAGUGCUACAGAUGCAGAUAGCCGGGGAGCUGAAGGCAGAGCCCCAGAGUUCACUGGCUGGGGUUGUGGCUGCACUGCUGGCUGUCCUCGGGCUGGGCGGCUCCUGCUAUGCUGUCUGGAAGAUGGUGGCGCAGCGGCGGCCGCCACAGGCUCCAUGAUGAAGCGGGCGGCCUCUCACCUGGGUCCUGGGGGGGUAGGUGACUCAGCAGAG
Camelus dromedarius (Arabian camel) is the source of this 245-nucleotide messenger RNA. It is a transcript of the gene ZNF593OS, whose product is annotated as ZNF593 opposite strand. The transcript is spliced from 2 exons. The coding region runs from base 1 to 192 and encodes 63 amino acids. NCBI's taxonomy places the organism in Eukaryota, Metazoa, Chordata, Mammalia, Artiodactyla, Camelidae. The record is from RefSeq and is a predicted model, not a curated record.